GGCGCACGUGGUUCGAGCGGGUGAGCAUGCUGGUGAUCCUCCUCAACUGCGUCACGCUGGGCAUGUUCCACCCCUGCGAGGACAUCGCCUGCGACUCGCCGCGCUGCCGCAUCCUCCAGAGCUUCGACGACUUCAUCUUUGCCUUCUUCGCUGUGGAAAUGAUAGUCAAGAUGAUCGCGCUGGGGAUCUUUGGGAAGAAGUGCUACCUGGGGGACACGUGGAACCGCCUGGACUUCUUCAUUGUCAUAGCAGGCAUGCUGGAAUACUCCCUGGACCUGCAGAACGUCAGCUUCUCAGCCGUGCGCACCGUCCGUGUCCUUCGGCCACUCAGAGCCAUUAACAGAGUUCCCAGUAUGCGCAUUCUGGUGACGCUUCUCUUGGACACGCUACCCAUGCUGGGCAAUGUCCUUCUCCUCUGUUUCUUUGUCUUCUUCAUCUUUGGCAUCGUGGGAGUCCAGCUGUGGGCAGGUUUGCUCAGGAACCGCUGCUUCCUACCCGAGAACUUCAGCAUCCCUUACACGGUGGACUUGGAGCGCUACUACCAGACGGAGAAUGAAGAUGAGAACCCCUUCAUCUGCUCCCAGCCCCGCGAGAAUGGGAUGCGCUACUGCCGAAGCAUCCCCACGCGCAGGGAAGAAGGCCUCGAGUGCACGCUGGAUUAUUAUUCCUACAAUGACACCACCAACACGUCCUGUGUCAACUGGAACCAGUAUUACACAAACUGCUCUGCCGGGGAGCACAACCCCUUCAAAGGAGCCAUCAACUUUGAUAACAUCGGCUAUGCCUGGAUUGCGAUAUUUCAGGUCAUCACGCUGGAGGGCUGGGUGGACAUCAUGUAUUUCGUCAUGGACGCACACUCCUUCUACAACUUCAUCUACUUCAUCCUCCUCAUCAUUGUGGGCUCCUUCUUCAUGAUCAACCUCUGCCUGGUGGUUAUAGCCACGCAGUUCUCUGAGACGAAGCAGCGCGAGAGCCAGCUGAUGAAGGAGCAGCGGGUGCGCUACCUGUCCAACGCCAGCACCCUCGCCAGCUUUUCGGAGCCGGGCAGCUGCUACGACGAGCUCCUCAAGUACCUGGUGUACGUGGCCCGCAAAGGCAGCAAGCAGCUGGUGGAGCUGUACCGCGUGGCCGGCGUGCGCAUGGGCUUCCUCGCCAGCCCCGCGAGCAAAGCGGCGGCCGAGCGGCAGGCCGGGAAGCAGCGGCGCAGGAAGAGGUCCUCCGUGCACCACCUCAUCCACCAUCACCACCACCACCACCAUCACUACCACGUGGGCAACGGCAACCUGCGGGCGCCGCGGGCCAGCCCGGAGAUCAGCGACGUGGACGCCGGCUCGCUUCACGGCGGCGCCAACCGGCUCAUGCCGCCGCCAUCGGCGGCGAGCCCCGGCGCGGCCACGGUCAACGCGGAGUCCGUGCACAGCAUCUACCACGCCGACUGCCACUUCGAGCCGCUCCGCUGCAGGGCGUCCCUCGCCCCGGCGGGCCUCAGCUCGCCCAGCCCAGAAGAGAUGCCCAAGAACGUGGUGGGCAGCAAGGUCUACCCCACCGUGCACCCGAGUACCUCCCAUGAGAUGCUGAGGGAGAAGAGCUUGGGAGAGGCUGUAGUCGGUGCUGGGGCCAGCAACCUAACCAACCUUAACAUACCCCCUGGGCCCUACAGCACCAUGCACAAGCUGCUGGAGACGCAGAGCACGGGGUUCCUCUCAGUUCACGUGACAGAGAAAGGCGAUGGCUUUCCAGGUACAUGCAAGCUCUCCAGCCCCUGUGCCAAGCUGGACAGCAGCUCCGGCAGUGCCGACGGCUGCCCCUACUGCCUCAAGACGCUGGCCAACGACGCGGAGCUCACGGACAACGAGACGGGCGACUCGGACAGCGACGGCGUGUACGAGUUCACACAGGACGCCCACUACAGUGACCAGAGAGACCCUCAGCGGGGAAAAGCCCGGGUGAAGAAAGUGAACCGGGUCCUGGCCUUCUGGCACGUGGUGUGCGAGACCUUCCGGAAGAUUGUGGACAGCAAAUACUUCGGCCGUGGCAUCAUGGUGGCCAUCCUCAUCAACACGCUCAGCAUGGGCAUUGAGUACCAUGAGCAGCCAGAGGAGCUUACCAAUGCCCUGGAGAUCAGCAACAUCGUCUUCACAAGCCUCUUUGCCCUGGAGAUGCUGUUGAAAGUCCUCGUUUACGGUCCUUUUGGCUACAUUAAGAAUCCAUACAACAUCUUUGAUGGGAUCAUUGUGGUGAUUAGCGUCUGGGAGAUCGUGGGCCAGCAAGGCGGGGGGCUUUCAGUCCUGCGGACGUUUCGGCUCAUGCGAGUCUUGAAGCUGGUCCGCUUCAUGCCGGCCCUUCAGCGCCAGCUCGUCGUCCUCAUGAAGACCAUGGACAACGUGGCCACCUUCUGCAUGUUGCUGAUGCUCUUCAUCUUCAUCUUCAGCAUCCUGGGGAUGCACCUCUUCGGCUGUAAGUUUGCUUCGGAGCGAGACGGUGACACCCUGCCGGACAGGAAGAACUUUGAUUCCCUGCUGUGGGCCAUUGUCACGGUUUUCCAGAUCUUGACCCAGGAAGACUGGAACAAAGUCCUGUACAACGGCAUGGCGUCCACCUCUUCCUGGGCUGCUCUCUACUUCAUUGCUCUCAUGACCUUUGGGAAUUACGUCCUCUUUAACCUGCUCGUGGCCAUCCUGGUCGAGGGCUUCCAGACUGAGGAAAUCUCCAAGCGAGAAGACGCGAGUGGGCAGUUAAGCUGUAUUCAGCUGCCUGUCGACUCGUCGGUGGGUGACGCUUCCAAGUCCGAUUCCGAGGGGGAUCUUUUCCCUCACAGCCUGGAAGAAGAGGCUGGGCUUAAGAAAAACUUGUCAAAUCCAGCCUUGCUGGCCCUGAGCGACCACCCGGAGCUGAAGAAGAGCCUCACGCCGCCGCUCAUCAUCCACACGGCGGCCACCCCUAUGCCCAUGCCCAAGAGCGCCAUGUUCGGCGAGGCGGCGCAGGGCUACGAGUCCCGCCGCGCGAGCGGCGUCUCCGUGGACCCCGCCGCUCACGAGCUCAAGUCACCGUCCAGUGUGCGGAGCUCCCCGCACAGCCCCUGGAGCGCCGGCAGCAGCUGGAACAGCCGCCGCUCGAGCUGGAACAGCAUCGGCCGCGCUCCCAGCCUCAAGCGCCGGGGCCAGAGCGGCGAGCGCAGGUCCCUGCUGUCCGGAGAGGGCAAGGAGAGCUCCGAGGAAGGCGACAGCUCGGACGAGGAGCACUCCAGCCGCGCGGGCAGCUUCAACGGCUCCUUACCUCAGCGCAUGGAGUCGCUGGAGACGAAAGGCUCCUUCGACCUGCAGGACACGUUGCAGGUGCCGUCGCGCUACCGCAGCGGCAGCGUGCACGGCGGCCGUGCCGCCGCCGCGGAGCACCGCGACUGCAACGGCAAGACAGCCGCGGGGCUCCUGCUGCACCAGCUGCCGCCCGACGACGCCGACAACGGCGACGACGAGGGCAACAUGAGCAAAAGGGAGCGCAUGAAGGCUUGGGUUUGGGCGCAUCUCCCCACCUGGUGCAAAGAGAGAGACUCCUGGUCCAUCUACGUCUUUCCUCCUCACUCGAGAUUCCGUCUGAUGUGCAAUAAGAUCAUCACGCACAAGAUGUUUGAUCAUAUCGUCUUGGUCAUCAUUUUCCUGAACUGCAUUACCAUCGCCAUGGAGCGGCCCAAAAUCGAGCCUCACAGCGCCGAACGGAUUUUCCUAACGCUCUCCAACUACAUAUUCACAGUUAUCUUCCUGACUGAAAUGACAGUUAAGGUGGUGGCACUGGGCUUAUGUUUUGGGGAGAAAGCCUACUUGAAAAGUAGCUGGAACGUGCUGGAUGGAGUGCUGGUUCUCAUCUCCGUCAUCGACAUCCUGGUCUCCAUGGUGUCAGACAGCGGCACGAAGAUCCUGGGGAUGCUGAGGGUGUUGAGGCUGUUGAGGACGCUGCGGCCGUUGAGAGUCAUUAGUCGAGCCCAAGGACUGAAGCUGGUAGUAGAGACUCUCAUGUCGUCCCUGAAGCCCAUCGGGAACAUCGUGGUCAUCUGCUGUGCCUUUUUCAUUAUCUUUGGGAUCCUGGGAGUUCAGCUUUUCAAAGGGAAGUUUUUUAUCUGCCAGGGGGAGGACACCAGAAACAUCACAAAUAAAUCGGAUUGUGCAGAAGCAAGCUACAAAUGGGUCCGGCACAAGUAUAAUUUUGAUAAUCUCGGCCAGGCCCUGAUGUCUCUGUUUGUUCUGGCCUCCAAGGAUGGAUGGGUGGAUAUCAUGUACGAUGGCUUGGAUGCUGUUGGAGUUGACCAGCAGCCGGUCAUGAACUACAACCCAUGGAUGCUCCUUUACUUCAUCUCUUUCCUGCUGAUUGUCGCCUUCUUUGUCCUCAACAUGUUUGUGGGGGUCGUGGUGGAGAAUUUCCACAAGUGUCGGCAGCACCAAGAGGAGGAAGAAGCCAAGAGGCGGGAGGAGAAGAGACUUCGCCGGCUGGAGAAAAAGAGAAGGAGUAAGGAGAAACAGAUGGCUGAUCUAAUGCUGGAUGAUGUAUUAAUGGAGAGCUCAGCCAGUGCAGUGCAAGAAGCGCAGUGCAAGCCCUACUACUCCGAUUACUCCCGCUUGCGGCUCCUCAUCCAUCAGAUGUGCACGAGCCACUACCUGGAUCUGUUCAUCACGGGGGUGAUCGGCCUCAACGUCAUCACCAUGGCCAUGGAGCACUACCAGCAGCCAAAGAUUCUCGAUGAAGCCCUGAAGAUUUGCAAUUACAUCUUCACCGUCAUCUUUGUCCUCGAGUCUGUUUUCAAGCUAAUUGCCUUUGGCUUUCGUCGCUUCUUUCAAGACAGAUGGAACCAAUUAGAUCUGGCAAUUGUGCUGCUGUCUAUCAUGGGCAUCACUCUGGAGGAGAUUGAGGUGAACGCGUCGCUACCAAUUAACCCCACUAUUAUCCGAAUCAUGAGGGUUCUCAGGAUCGCUCGAGUGCUGAAGCUGCUGAAGAUGGCUGUAGGGAUGAGAGCCUUGCUGGACACCGUGAUGCAAGCACUGCCCCAGGUGGGGAAUCUGGGUCUUCUCUUCAUGUUGUUGUUUUUCAUAUUUGCAGCUCUUGGAGUGGAGCUGUUUGGAGACCUCGAAUGUGACGACACGCACCCCUGCGAGGGGCUGGGGAGGCACGCCACCUUCAGAAACUUCGGCAUGGCUUUCCUGACUCUCUUCCGAGUGUCCACAGGAGACAACUGGAAUGGGAUAAUGAAGGACACGUUGCGAGACUGCGACCAGGAGUCCACCUGCUACAACACUGUCAUUUCACCCAUCUACUUCGUCUCCUUCGUGCUGACGGCUCAGUUCGUCCUGGUUAACGUGGUGAUCGCGGUACUCAUGAAGCACUUGGAGGAGAGCAACAAGGAGGCGAAAGAGGAGGCAGAGCUCGAAGCUGAGCUGGAGAUGGAAAUGAAAACUAUAGCUCCAGGCCAGCGCAGCCCCUCGGACAUCUUCGUUUGGACCGGCAGCAACGGUGGAGAGAGACCCGAGAGCCCCCGAGGAUGUGUCAACCCCCUGCAAAUCAAGGUGGAUUCUCAGCUCUCGUUAGUUUGCCCUAUGGCGGAUCUGCGCUGCCGGGAGCCCGCGCCCGCCCGGACCCCCAGCAAGGACUUGCUGAGCGUGCGCAAGCCGGCCGUGGGGCGCACGCACUCGCUGCCCAACGACAGCUACAUGUUCCAGGCGCCCGGCGCCGGGCCCCGCGCCGCCCCGCCGGGCGCCCGCAGCCCCGCACACCGCAAGGAGCACUCAGGUUCAAAGACAUCCGUGCAGUCCCAGCCGGCUGACACCAGCUCCCUCCUGCAGAUCCCGAAAGACCAUUUUCAGCACAUAAGAGCUCCCGAUCACUGGCUCGGGGAGAGCAAGGCGCAGGUUGCCCAGCCCGUGCACUCCCCUUCUGCUGAGAGGCUGCUCCGCAGGCAGAUGGCGAUCAGAAACGACUCUUGGGAGAGCAAGGAGAACGUGCACGCGGAGGCGGGCGAGCCCGCGGAGCCCGGCGGGCGCGAGGAGGGGGAGGCGACGGCGCGCGGCGCGGGGACGCCCGCGGGACGCAGCGACGCGGCCGCCUGGAGCCGGGCGCGCGUCCGCACGCAGCAGCACGCCCACGACCAGUACAACAUCGCAAAGCAGGCACCCGCAGCCUGUGCCUGUGCAGACUCCCGUGCAGAGACCCCCGGAGACUCCGUGGAGCGAGAAGUGUCCGAAACAACCAGCUCCUCGGAGCCUUUCACUUCCGAAACUUGUACAGCCUCGAGUGCCUGUUCAGAGGUUUGGCCUCUCUCUCCCAAGAGGAGCAUCGGCAAUACCGGCAACGUUACGCUGAAGGACCUGAAGAAAUACCACAGCGUGGACACCCAGGGCCUUCUAAAAAAGCCGCCCUCUUGGUUAGACGAUCAAAGGAGACAUUCCAUAGAAAUUUGCUCCAUGGAAAACAGCCCCCAGCACCAUUCCACAUCCAGCUCUUCUGGCUUCAUAAGUCAGGUGGUAAGUGAAAUGGAAGGCCUGCAAGGGACGCGGCCCAAGAAAAAACUGAGCCCGCCGUGCAUCUCUAUAGAGCCGCCCGACGGACGCGGCUUGGUGCCUCGAGGCGUCUCCGCCGCCGGCGCCGAGAGCUGCCGGAGACGGCGCGCGCCGUCCUGCGAGUCCAAGGAUUCCGCGGAGGCGGCGGAGUCGCCGCUUCCGGACAGCGCGCCAGCCUCUGCUGCAGCCCCGAGGAAAGACCUGUUGACGCUCCCUAGCUUUUCCUUGGAUCAAACGGAAAUGGACCCCUGAGUUACUUUUCUGUUGGUGCCAAAUGUUUUCUUUCUUUCACGUAAUAGAGGA
This is a messenger RNA of Nothoprocta perdicaria, 6845 nucleotides long. RefSeq names its product calcium voltage-gated channel subunit alpha1 G (gene CACNA1G). Gene Ontology annotation, cellular component: voltage-gated calcium channel complex; plasma membrane; neuron projection. The coding region runs from base 27 to 6794 and encodes 2255 amino acids. NCBI's taxonomy places the organism in Eukaryota, Metazoa, Chordata, Aves, Tinamiformes, Tinamidae. Gene Ontology annotation, biological process: positive regulation of calcium ion-dependent exocytosis; neuronal action potential; membrane depolarization during action potential. The record is from RefSeq and is a predicted model, not a curated record. Gene Ontology annotation, molecular function: voltage-gated sodium channel activity; low voltage-gated calcium channel activity. The transcript has 36 exons.